This is a messenger RNA of Corvus hawaiiensis (hawaiian crow), 1150 nucleotides long. RefSeq names its product FUN14 domain containing 1 (gene FUNDC1). The transcript is spliced from 5 exons. Lineage: Eukaryota; Metazoa; Chordata; Aves; Passeriformes; Corvidae. Gene Ontology annotation, cellular component: mitochondrial outer membrane. The record is from RefSeq and is a predicted model, not a curated record. The coding region runs from base 93 to 581 and encodes 162 amino acids. Gene Ontology annotation, biological process: autophagy of mitochondrion.
GGGAAGUCUCGCGAUGCCUCGGGGGCCUCAGGGCGUGAGGGUGGGGAAGGCCCGGCCCGGCCCCGGCUGGAGCGGUGGGAAAAUCGCGAAGGAUGGAAAUGGCAACACCUGGGAAUUUGCGCUUCUGGAGACGCCUCGUGUACCACGACAGUGACGAUGAUUCCUACGAAGUGCUGGAUUUAACAGAAUAUGCGCGGCGUCACCAUUGGUGGAAUCGUGUGUUUGGCCGCAAUUCAGGACCAAUUGUAGAAAAAUACUCUGUAGCCACGCAGAUUGUGAUGGGAGGUGUGACUGGCUGGUGUGCGGGAUUUUUGUUCCAGAAAGUCGGAAAGCUUGCAGCAACUGCAGUAGGUGGUGGCUUUCUUCUGCUUCAAAUUGCUAGUCAUAGUGGAUAUGUACAAGUUGACUGGAAGAGAGUUGAAAAAGAUGUAAACAAAGCAAAAAAACAGUUAAAAAAGCGGGCAAAUAAGGCAGCUCCCGAAAUCAACACUCUAAUUGAAGAGUCAACAGAAUUUAUCAAACAGAACAUCGUGGUGUCCAGUGGGUUUGUUGGAGGCUUUUUGUUGGGGCUGGCAUCGUAAGGACCCGAAUGUCUCUCUGCCUGAUGGGAUCCGUGUUGGCGAAGAACAGUUGUGGUGACACGCUGUCUGCAAGCAGUGUGGGUCACUGGGCCUGCCAGAGCAAGACAAGUGGACUAGCUAGAGAACUUGAGAGCUUUUACAUUUCAGGCUUUUGCCUCUUGAAGCUUGGCAAAACUAGGAUUUGCUGAAAAACUGUGCAGUGUGCUCAUUAUAGCAUUUCUGGGCAAAACUGGUUCAUCCUCAUCAUGACUCUUUUUAUCUAUGGCCUUUCAAGAUCUAGCAUUUUUUAAAAUGUUAUUCUUGGAAUAUAGCUAUGUAACCAUACUGUAAGGAUGAAAGCUCCAUUUCUAUGUUUUCAGUUAAAUAUUGUUUAUUUAAAAAGUAUUUUUCUUCAUGCUGUAGUUGGUAGUAUCUAUGACUACAUACUGUAUAUGAUACUGUAGUUUCAGCCUCCUGGCUGUCCAUCUUCUUUAGAAGUCACUGCAAUAAUAAUCAAUCUGUAAUACCUUUUUACAGAGUAUUAAAUAACAAAAAACCAUGAGCUUAUUAAAGGUGAAAAUUAACUUUGA